CGAGGACGACAUGGCACUGCAACGCAGCGAUUCUUGCGGUGCACAUAGUGUUACCAAGAUAUGUACAUUCCUGAUGCUUCUUCGUAGAGACCUGCGAGCAUCGUAGUUCGACACUUCGCAUAUAUAUGGGCACGUUUGGCUUGCCUCAGCACCACCACUUCUACUCUUCACCUAAAAUAUCCUUGAUAUGUCUUCCCAGAAGGCUCUUUAUCUCCUCCAAGCUAAAGGCCAAUUCGCGAUCAAGGAGAGGGAUAUCCAAGAACCAGGCCCCAACGAGGUCCUCGUUGAGAUCCACGCGACUGCGCUUAAUCCCGCCGAGUGGAAGGUCCAGACGUAUGGAAUCUUCAUCACCGAGUACCCUGCUAUCCUCGGUUGUGACGCGGCGGGAAUUGUUAAGAAGGUUGGUGCUGGAGUGACCGACAUCUCCGUCGGUGACAGGAUACUUUUCCAGGGAGACUAUGGCAAUCGCUACGCCACAUUCCAGCAGUAUAGCGUCAUGCCAGCAGAGCUCGUCGCCAGAAUCCCGCAGAACCUGACCUUGGACCAGGCUUCUUCGGUCCCAGCCGCAGCAGCGACCGCUGCUCUCGGUUUCUACAACCCCAAGGAGGCGGGUGGCAUUGCGCUCACUGCUCCUUGGGAGGAGGGCGGCCGCGGCAAGUACGCUGACGAGCCUAUCCUCAUCAUUGGCGGCUCUUCUGCUGUCGGUCAGCAGGCGAUUCAAUUUGCGAAGCUCUCUGGCUUCUCGCCUAUCAUCACUAUAGGCUCGCUUCGCAACGAGGCGUACCUCAAGUCGCUCGGUGUGACGCAUGUCAUUGACCGCGCCGCGCCGCUGUCCGCGCUGCCUGCGGCAGUCAAGGCGAUCACGAGCAAGCCUGUCAAGGUCGCAUACGACGCCAUUUCGGAGUUAGAGACGCAGAACGCUGCGUAUGACGUCCUCGCACCGGGCGGCAAGCUUAUCAUCGUUCUUACGGGGGCAGUCGGCAAGGAUAAAAUCACGUCCGAAAAAGAGAUUUCGAAUGUGCAUGCCUGGGUUCACACGCCUGAUCAGCGUGAAGUUAGCAAAAUUCUGUACGCUAACCUGACGGGCCUGCUCGAGAGUGGCGCAAUCAAGCCCAACAACAUCGAGGUGCUGCCUGGUGGGCUUGCGGGUAUCUCUGAAGGUUUAGAGAGGCUCAAGAGGGGCAUUAGCGCUGCGAAGCUCGUUGUGCACCCGCAGGAGACUGCCUGAAAUCCCUCGUAAAUAUCUGCUUAUAUGUAUGCAGGUUUCCAUUG
Molecule: messenger RNA, 1272 nt
Organism: Phanerochaete carnosa HHB-10118-sp
Lineage: Eukaryota; Fungi; Basidiomycota; Agaricomycetes; Polyporales; Phanerochaetaceae
Exons: 5
Coding region: 188-1228 (346 amino acids)
Molecular function (GO): oxidoreductase activity, acting on NAD(P)H
Source: RefSeq, a predicted model, not a curated record